This is a messenger RNA of Eurytemora carolleeae, 1806 nucleotides long. Its product is annotated as A-agglutinin anchorage subunit. The coding region runs from base 307 to 1737 and encodes 476 amino acids. The transcript has 6 exons. The record is from RefSeq and is a predicted model, not a curated record. NCBI's taxonomy places the organism in Eukaryota, Metazoa, Arthropoda, Copepoda, Calanoida, Temoridae.
CAGUUCCAGAUGUCAACAUGCCAACAGCUAUGCAUAAAUCAUGCAUAAGAAGUAUUUAGAUCUAUCAAACAGACCCUUAAUGCACGAACGUUCUGAGAAAAAUGACAAAAUCUAACAUAUAAACAGAUUAUUAGUGUAAAUCUACUAAAAGUUAUUUGAAAUCUACAAAUCAUCUAACAUUGUUUUAAAUUUAGCGAACAUUAAGUUCACAGGCUAACAGUGAAGAAUGUGUAUCUAAAAACUAAGUUAAAAUAGAUAAACACUGAGUUAAGAAUACCUAACAUUGUGUGAAAACAAGAACACAAUAUGAAUGAAAUCUAUCUGAACCUGCAUAAUAGGAGUCCAAAACAUCAAGCAAUGAACACAUUGGAUGUGCAAGUAAAAAAGAUGAGAAGAAAUGGAAACUAUGGAUUUUCGGGUCCUUCUGUCAGCAGAUUUUCCUUCAGAUCUUCAGAUCCGUUCUCAUCUUCAUCAUCCCCAGUCCGGUCAUCUAUAUCAUCUUCGUCUACUGAAUCUCAUCCCUCAACUCAAUCUAGUCUUCUGUCUUUAUCCCAAGCAAAACCUCUUUCAGUCUCCUUGUCACUAAAAGCAUCACUAUCCUCCCCAGCAUCCUCUUCAGGAGUAUCCUCAGACCACUCUUCUGGAUCAUCUGGAUCUUCAGGUUUCACAAGCUCAAGGCUCAACAGAUCAUUUGAAAUUAACGAUAAAUUAAGCAGAUAUGAUGGUAUUGGUUACACAGAGAGAAACGAUGGAAAGGAUACUAGUUCUGAUAUGAUUACUGUAAGCAAAGACAUUGUCAGUUCUACUGGUGGUUACCGUACUUUAGACAGAACUAGUUCCAACAAAAAGGUUACCUCAGAAACAGUCAAUUUAUCUACCAGCAUUGUCAUAUCUGAAGAUGAUUGUUCUAUGCGCAAAAUCUGCACACUAGACAGAGGAAGCUCUUCUAGGAGAGACGCUGCCACAGAAGAACUUGUCAUCACUGAAGGCAGCAGUUCUUCUGGCACUGUCAGUACCCUCGACAGAGGUAGUUCUAAGGAUAAAGAUGUUUCCUCCGAAAAAGACAAAUUUGAUGGAAGUUUUGACAUCAGAGACAGGGUCAGUUUAAACAAUGGUAUUAAUACCUUAGAUCGAGACAGUUCUAGCGUGCAUAAAGAAGCUAACAAUGAAGACAUUGCUGAUACUUCUGUAAAAGUUUCCAACCCAGACACUACUGACACAAAAGACAAUGGUAAUUCAGCCAGACAACGCAGUUGUUCAUUCUCUCAAUCCAGACCUUUUCCAGAAGGAAGAAGUCGGAGAAAACUGUCAAACUUCUCAUUCAGGAUUCGUUCUUCAUCUGUUUCCUCCUUCUCCUCCUCCUCCUCCCAGGAGUCAGGGCAGGGGUCGGAGGAGUUCUGGAAUCAAUAUCGGAGGCAACCAAAUCCCUCUCUCAUAUCCAGAAUUGUAAGAAAAGCGAUUCAAAGACAUUCAUCAAGUGCUGGCAAAACAGUGUUCACCACUAAAUAUCCUGCUAAAGAUGCAAACCUAACUUCCACCACGAACACGGAUACAGGGUGGAACAAGCAUAAAGACCUUGUGAAAAUACCUACAGGGUGUUCCUGGAUAAACCCGCACAGCCAGACCGGGCCUGGUCGAAGGCUCAGUGAGCUUGGGAGUAGAAAAGAAUGGAUAAAAAACUAUGAAUUGUCAACGGAGAAAAUGAACCAAGUCAGUCUUAAGAUCAAAUGUAGUUAAACUACCUGAAUUUGGUGAUUUGAAACAUUGUGUUAAAAAUACUUUUAAAUAAAAGAAGUUUAAGGUUAA